Molecule: messenger RNA, 826 nt
Organism: Uranotaenia lowii
Lineage: Eukaryota; Metazoa; Arthropoda; Insecta; Diptera; Culicidae
Product: prenylated Rab acceptor protein 1
Exons: 3
Coding region: 141-725 (194 amino acids)
Cellular component (GO): Golgi apparatus
Source: RefSeq, a predicted model, not a curated record
GCUCAUCGUAAACAAAAACACAAUUUUCAGCCCUUCAACGCCAAACUCCGCGACAAUCGACACGCAGUUGUACGACUUUAAUUUGUACAGUUUAGCUUUUGUCUGAAGAAAUCGAAUUUAAACUUCCCCGAGACAACGCAAUGGAGGAGUCCGACGUUCACAUCGAUGUGAGUGGAAAUAUGGAGCCACCGAAGCAGGAAUCCAAGUCUGGGUUCAACAUAUCCACAUUUGCCAACUUAGCUCGCAUCCCGAGUCUGUGGGACCUGUUGCGCUCGACCCGACAGAACGUACGGCCGUGGACCGAGUUUUUGCAAACUUCCAAUUUCAAAACCGUGGCCAACGUCCCGAGGCUUACGAAUAGAAUUGUGAGAAAUCUGGCCUACUUCCAGAGCAAUUAUCUUUUCGUAUUUCUGGGCCUAAUUGUCUAUUGUUUACUGACAUCACCGAUGAUUCUGAUCGUACUGGGAGCUGUUCUAUAUGCAUGUUAUAAAAUCAAACAAGCCAAUGUUCCCGUGGCAUUCUUUUCGCGUCAGCUGAAUACCAAUCAACAGUGUGUGGCCGUUAACGUGGCAGCGAUUCCUCUGCUUUACCUGGCCGGAGCGGGUGCAGCAAUGUUCUGGGUUCUGGGUGCUUCCUUUUUCGUCAUCUCACUACAUGCGGCUUUCUAUAAUAUUGACGCAAUCGUAACCGAGGACACCGAAUCUUUUUUAACCGAGACAGUCUAAAUUGCCAAGAAAUUAAAAAAAAAUGUCAAUUAUUAUUAAACUAAUUAAUCCACUUUUGAUUUUAUAUGUUAUAGGCACUAAAAGGUUCGUUUCGAGUGAAA